UAAAAGAGCCGCGGAAACGAGGGUAGUUCCGCAGUGAACUAAAGAUUCGACUCCGAAAGGGUAGGAGCAGACGCGAUAUUUUUGAUUUCUGCUUCCGAGAUCUUCGUUCCAUCGGUGAGCAUGAGGAAGCUCGUAUUACUACUAGUGGUUUCGCUGGCGGCCACGUCGUUGGCGUCAUACGGCGAUGACGAUGGCGGACAUGACGACCGAUCUCGCCGCGGUGGCUACAGGCGCAUAUCGUACGGCGGUGGUUACGACGACUCUCACGACAGACGAGGCGGCCGCCGUGGCGGCAACGGAGGCGGAUAUGAUGAUGACAGCUACGGAGGCUACCAUGACCAUGACAACGGCGACGGAUACGACGACUCUUACGACAGACGAGGCGGCCGCCGUGGCGGCAACGGAGGCGGAUAUGAUGAUGACAGCUACGGAGGCUACCAUAACCAUGACAACGGCGGCGGAUACGGAAAUGCCGGGUACGGCGGCGGUAACGGAAAUACCGGAUACGGCAGCGGAUACAGUGGUGUAUCCCACGGAGGCGGUAACGGAAAUACCGGAUACGGCAGCGGAUACAGUGGUGUAUCCCACGGAGGCGGUAACGGAAAUACCGGAUACGGCAGCGGAUACAGUAGUGGAUAUGGAAAUACCCGGUAUAACAACGGAUACGGCAAUAAUCGCCGGGAUAGAAUCUACAUUAUUUAUCAUAGCCAGAGACCGGGUUCUAGAGGACACAGAAGAUUCAAACUGAAGGAUUUGUGGAAAGGAGAUAAGAAGCAAGGAUAUAAGCACUAACACAGCUGGCGGUCUAACAAAUGCCCCGUACUAAUAUACUUGUGGUCUAACAAACUCGAGACUGAACUUAAUCUAGUAUCGCAUAUAAAUUGUUUAUCGACUAAUUACUAUAAUAUAUGUACGCUUCAUUAUCAUAUGUACACUAUAAACCGCUAAUUUACGCCCUACUCACCAUGUUCACCAAAGUAUACCAUAGUUGUGUAACAUGAUAACGAGUCAGUUAUAAAUUAUUCGCCUCAUUUCUACUAAUAUAUCGUUUUAUUGACAGCGUUGAGCCUGAUGUAUACGGCUACAACUAUUUAUAGGCCACUCAGUGUAUAAUCCCAUACCGUUUACAUUAUAUCGUAACAAAUGACUGUAUACAGUUCGUUAACACAUUGUCGUGUUAUUAAAAUAAGGUUAUGUGAAUGUUAAA
Priapulus caudatus is the source of this 1207-nucleotide messenger RNA. Its product is annotated as keratin-associated protein 19-2-like. The record is from RefSeq and is a predicted model, not a curated record. NCBI's taxonomy places the organism in Eukaryota, Metazoa, Priapulida, Priapulimorpha, Priapulimorphida, Priapulidae. The coding region runs from base 121 to 792 and encodes 223 amino acids. The transcript is spliced from 3 exons.